This is a messenger RNA of Platichthys flesus (European flounder), 3175 nucleotides long. RefSeq names its product phosphatidylinositol glycan anchor biosynthesis, class U (gene pigu). Gene Ontology annotation, cellular component: membrane; GPI-anchor transamidase complex. The coding region runs from base 19 to 1326 and encodes 435 amino acids. The transcript has 12 exons. Gene Ontology annotation, biological process: attachment of GPI anchor to protein; protein localization to cell surface. Lineage: Eukaryota; Metazoa; Chordata; Actinopteri; Pleuronectiformes; Pleuronectidae. The record is from RefSeq and is a predicted model, not a curated record.
GAGCGCUUCCUUGUUAAGAUGGCGGCUCCUUUGACGCUGCUGCUGCUCGUGGCUGUUACCCUCCGCGCUGCUCUCUUCAGGGCCGGGCUGACGGAGCUCAUCUCCGGGAGGGUGGAGGUGGUGUCACCUCUGACCGCCUGGAAGAGAGUGGUUGAAGGUUUGGCUCUGCUGGAUUUGGGCGUCUCACCGUACUCUGGAGAUGUUUUCCAUGAGACUCCUCUCAUCAUUUACCUCUUCCACUUCCUGGUGGACUAUGCUGAGAUAACGUUUAUUUUAGCAGAUGUGACCACUGCUGUGGCACUUUACCUGGCAGUGAAGGACUACAACAAACAAGUGUUCAGAAAACAGAGAUAUGCUCUGGAGGCCGACCGCUACCCCCUCGACUGUCUGGAGCUCAUCAGGAGCCCCAAGGAGAUGUACUACAUCCCCCUGAAAGUAGCCAUGUUUUAUCUGUUGAACCCGUUCACCAUCCUCUCCUGCGUCGCCAUGUCCACCUGCGGCCUGAACAACGCCGUCAUCGCCCUCUUCAUCCUCUCUACCAUAAAGGGUAAUGUUUUGCUUAGUGCCAUAUUUCUGUCCCUGGCUACGUAUCAGUCCAUCUAUCCUCUGACUCUGUGCGCUCCAGCUCUGCUGUACUUGAUGCAGCGACAGUACAUCCCUGUGAACUUUCGACGGGCCGGCUUCUGGUGGUUCAUCGCCCAGUACGCCUUCAUGUACCUGGGCAGCCUGUUCGUCAUCGUAGGCCUCUCCUUCUUCCUGCUCGGCUCCUGGGAUUACCUGCCCUCCGUCUACGGCUUCAUUCUCUCAGUUCCAGACCUGACCCCCAACAUCGGCCUCUUCUGGUAUUUCUUCGCCGAGAUGUUUGAACACUUCCGCCUCUUCUUCCUCUGCGUCUUUCAGAUCAACAUUUUCUUCUACACCAUCCCGCUGUCCAUCAAACUCAAGGAGCAUCCAGUGUUUCUGAUAUUCAUGCAGUUGGCUGUGAUCUCCAUCUUUAAGUCUUACCCCACAGUGGGAGACAUCGCUCUCUACAUGGCCUUCCUUCCUGUCUGGAGUCACCUGCACAGAUUCUUGAGGAACAUCUUCCUGGUGUCCUGCGUCCUGUUGGCCUGUUCCGCGUUGUUCCCGGUUCUCUGGCACCUCUGGAUCUACGCCGGCAGCGCCAACUCCAACUUCUACUACGCCAUAACGCUCCUGUUCAAUGUGGCCCAGAUUCUGCUGAUAUCUGAUUACUUCUAUGCCUUCCUGAGGAGAGAGCACCACCUCGCCUACGGGCUGUACCUGAAGAGGAAAGACGGCUCUGAGGCGACGCUGGUGCUCAAAUGAAACGCCCACUCACUCAUAUCCUCGGCCUGAGAGGAAGAGACUGCUCGACGGCUCACUUCUCCUCAAAGCGGACGAACACAAAGAAAAGACUUCUAAAGCCAAACUGGUUCUCCGACAGAACAUCGACACGCGUGCAGAACGUGUGUCUGGUACAACUUCAUAUGCAAACAACAGAACUACAUCAUAGAACGGACUCAUGCAGAUGUUGGAUGUGGGGAAACAUCUCCCUCCUCUUUACUCUUUCACUUGCGUGAAAGCUUCACUCCACCUGGAUCCUACAAUGCUUUUAUUUUGAAGUCUCCUCUUUGGUUGCAAGCCACUCCAGUAGAGUUUUAUUUUGACGAAGUGUUUAUCCUGCAGCUCCGUCCUGGACAGCUUUUAUUUUGAAGCACCAACUCCCACUCCCAAGGCUUUGACUUGUAAGUCUUGUUCCUCUUUCAACACUUAAGAAGAAAAUUUUAAAAAAGUGGGAAAACUUCUGCUGACAUGAUCAUUCCUGAUAAUUUACAGCUCUCCCACACACACAUUUUCUUUUUGUGUUCAAACUGGAAGUCAUACGCAGACAGGAUGAAGAAAUCUUUUAUUUUGAAGGGUUUUGUCUGGAAGCCUCUUUCAUCUCUUCCAUGUUUCUCACGUUGUUUGCUCUGUUUGUUUUUCUCUCUCUCAAAGUUCCCUCAUUGAUUAACAAACUCUAGAUCGUCAGUGUUGCAUCUCAACUGAAAUCCAGGCGAACGAGAACUCACCUCAUCAUGGUGCAUAAACCGAAACACUACCUGGGGCAGGGAUCGAUUCAGCUGCUGACACACACACACACACACACACACACACACACACACACACACACACACACACACACACACACACACACACACACACACACACACACACACACACACACACACACACACACACACACACACACACACACACACACACACACACACACACACACACACACACACACUGAUUCAUCACUAAAACCCAGAUUUCUCUCUCUCUAGUCUACCGAGAGCGCAUCGGACAAAGCUGACAGUGAAUGUGUCUUAAAUUAAUAAAGUGCUUCAGAAUCUGUGGAGAGAAGAAACAGAUUUGUGUUUUCUGGACCAAGUUAAAGAAACUGGUUCUGCGGCGGCCUUGUGUUUACCACUCGUCAAAAUUGGAUCUUUGUAGCAUUAGAGUUUCGGCUCAUAAAUUGUAAACAAACGUAAUUAAUCAUUUAUUUGGUUUUAUUUGUUAGGGGGACACGAUAUCAUAAACAUUUUCUCCCUCAGUCGACACAACCUCAAAAACUCCAUAUGUUUCUGUUGAUUUGACAGGUGAUAUUUUUUAUCUUGUCCUCAGAAGACAUUAGCUUGUGCGUAAAGAUAAUUUAAUAAGAUCUCUGUCAUGGUUUAAUUUCACUGUAGAUUGGCAUAUAAUAAUAUCCUGGCCUCUCUUCUACAGACACGUGAUUAACUUCAUAUUUAGGUUAUUAUCUCACAAGCACAAGAUAAGAAAAUAUCACCUGUCUGGAUCUACAGGACUUUUAUUGUGGCUCAUGUCCUUAAAACUGCUCAUUUGUUCCAGGUUCAUCGAGGCGUUUUGAUACCAUGAGUGAGAAAUGAGUUUUAAUAUUUAUUUAUUUCCUGCACUGAAAACUUUGCAAUGAGAUUUCAUUUUUCCUUCUUUUCUUUGUUUUGUUAUCUGAGGUCAAAUCAGGAACUCUUCAGUUUUUGAUACUGUAAAUACUAAUGUGAUUUGUUUUGUUACAGAUAUUUAAGUGCAGGUGUGAAAGGGAUGAUGGUAAAUUUGAUGAAUGAAUGACCAUGAUGUCACAAAUGAUGAUUAUUAAACUUGAGGUGUUGGUUUA